Octopus sinensis (East Asian common octopus) is the source of this 1569-nucleotide messenger RNA. RefSeq names its product hsp70-binding protein 1. Bases 462 to 1451 code for a protein of 329 amino acids. The transcript is spliced from 6 exons. The record is from RefSeq and is a predicted model, not a curated record. Lineage: Eukaryota; Metazoa; Mollusca; Cephalopoda; Octopoda; Octopodidae.
UAUUACAACUCCUACUGCUAUAGUUUAAGCGGAAGUAUCCAACAAAUAUUGUUGACAGCCGAAUCUACUUGUAACACUGGAAAACAAAGGUGUCUGGAGAGAGAAGAUUGAGAGAAGAAAGCAGAGAAAGGAGGGAGAAGCGUAGAAUCGCGUGUGUGACUUUACUACAACAUUACUAUAGUAUAGUAGUAAAGCGAGGUUAUAGAAAUCACUACUCUUACUGCUACCUGAGUGGGCGCCUCCUCCUUCCACACUGUUUAUUAUAAGGAUUGUUAAGUGGGAACCUUCUCUCUACUCGGCCUUCUCUCUUUCUCUCUCUACUCGGCCUUCUCUCUUUCUCUCUCUCUCUCUCGCCACUCGAGUGUGACUUCUCCCUCCUACUCGGUCAGUUGCCGACUACUACGUUUAGUGUUCAAACCUUUCCCACAGAAGGAUUCGUUCAUAUAUACUUAGCGCCGACGAUGCCUGGUGAUCAGAGAGAAGAUAGAAUUCCGUCCAACAUGAAGGACUUGCUCAAGUUUUGUAUGGAAAAUACGAAGGCUGAAGAUGCGCCCAGUGCAGGGGCAUCCCAGGUCAAUGAACUGGGAACAGAAGAUCGUGAAUGGCUGGAAGGAGCACUCAAUAGUUUGACCGAGAGUCCCGUUAGGCGUAUGAAAGAAUGUAUCCGUAUUCUAAAGUCUCCAAAUAGUGAAAAUGAAGAUGACGACAAAGAGGCUGCUCUUGAAGAAUUACUUGAAUGGUGUGAAUAUAUAGAUUUUGCAAUUGAUUUCUUUAAAAUUGGAGGUUUUGAUAUCCUGCCAAGUCUUCUUCAUGAUCCCAAUUCAGAAUUACGUUGGAGGACGCUCGACCUUAUUGCAGCCCUUGUUCAAAAUAACCCAUUCUGUCAGAAGGCAGUAUUAGAUUCUGAGUUACUCAACACAAUGAUGGAUGUACUGGACAAUGAUUCCACUACCAGUGUCCGAAUCAAGGCAUUGUAUGCUAUUUCAUGUUUAUGCCGAGAAGAACCAUCAGCACAAGAUAAUUUUAUCAAAAGAGAUGGGUUCUCUUACUUGAUGAGAGCUAUGCAAGCUGAUGUUGAAAAGCUCAAAAUAAAAUCUGCUUUCUUGUUGCGGAAUAUUGUUAACCAAAAGCCUGCAGUGAAAGAGACUUUGUGUGAUAUGGGUAUGUUGGAACAACUGAUUGGACAUCUGCGAGAAGACCAUUCCCUUUUCCAUGAACAUCUUAUGGCAUGUUUGUUAGCUAUUCUUACUGAUCAUCCACGUUCUCUUGAAGACUGUAAACAACCACAGCUGGAAUUUAAUGAAAUCUUACAACAAAAACUUAAAUCUCUACAUGGAAGAGAUGAAUUUAGAGAAGAGCUUCAGUACACGAAAAAUAUAUUGCAGAUGUUAGGUUCAAGUGGUAGUAACAGUAGCAGUCCUGUUGGAUGUGCAUCAAGUGCAGGAAGGUAAUCUGUCUCUGCACUUCACCAUACACACACACACAUGUAUAUAUAUAUAUAUAUAAAUAUAUAUAUAUACUACGCAUGCAUGUAUAUCUAUCUGUCGGUAUGUAUGUGUGAAAUGGGUG